AUGCCCAAGUGCUAUGAUCAGCACUUGAUGGAGAAGAAGUGCAUCUUGCUCAUCAAGUGCUGCGACACCAGCCUGUUCGAUAUGGAACACGUCUACAUCACUUGCGUCUCCGAGAACAAAGACCGCCGCCACCUCGUCAUCAAGAAGGGCCCCAGCGCCCCCGGCCGCACACGUUUCCAGGCUCUGAGGCUUCUCUAUGUGGAGCAUCGUUGCAUUACAUACGAUCACCGCAGCACCCUCGUCAAGAAGGGCCCCAGCGCCUUUAGCGGCCUCAGAGGGCCAGUGCUGUUGGAUUGUUGGUGGAAAAGCGGAAGGAUGAUUGGAGGUAUUUAA
Molecule: messenger RNA, 333 nt
Organism: Lasiodiplodia theobromae
Lineage: Eukaryota; Fungi; Ascomycota; Dothideomycetes; Botryosphaeriales; Botryosphaeriaceae
Exons: 2
Coding region: 1-333 (110 amino acids)
Source: RefSeq, a predicted model, not a curated record